Messenger RNA from Didymosphaeria variabile, 447 nucleotides. RefSeq lists its product as uncharacterized. NCBI's taxonomy places the organism in Eukaryota, Fungi, Ascomycota, Dothideomycetes, Pleosporales, Didymosphaeriaceae. The coding region runs from base 1 to 447 and encodes 148 amino acids. The record is from RefSeq and is a predicted model, not a curated record. The transcript is spliced from 2 exons.
AUGGCACAAGACCCUCACCAAGGCGGCCGUCUCGAAGACAUGGCUGCAGCAGGAACCUCUGUUCCUAACGACGCUGGCCUCCACCGCACCAUCCCAUCUGUACCUCGCCCCGACCAAAUCGAUCCUCCUGCAGACACUCACUCGCACCCGAAUCCGGCCCAUGCAGCGGACAAUACAUUCGACAUUCCGCGCGGGACUAGAGAUCAAGGUGUGACCGGAGAGAUCUUGACGGGCACUGGGGACCAGAUGUCCUCAAACGUCGAGAAGAAGUCUUUCGACGACGCGCCGUUUGAUUCAAGAGCGAAGGGCUCCGAUCAGUACUACAAGCAUGCGAGACAGGGUAACGACUUCGAUAAAUUCGCGAAGGCGGGUCAUGGUGUGCAGGCUGCGUCGGGAGAGGAAGAAGACACGCAGGAUGCUUUGUUGGACAGAAGGGGCGCCAAAUAG